Molecule: messenger RNA, 1612 nt
Organism: Hyalella azteca
Lineage: Eukaryota; Metazoa; Arthropoda; Malacostraca; Amphipoda; Hyalellidae
Gene: 140up
Product: RPII140-upstream gene protein
Exons: 5
Coding region: 378-1082 (234 amino acids)
Cellular component (GO): mitochondrion
Source: RefSeq, a predicted model, not a curated record
GUGUGUGACAGGAGCGAAUGACGUGAACGCGGAACUUCCAUGCUUCAGGAAAUCGAGGGUUUGGAACUCUGAAGUCCCACUCCUUAAUUAAAGUGAUUAACAAUUAUAACUCAAAACUCGGUCGUGGGGCCGCAUUGGACUGGCCUUCAGAGGCCCCCGCAAAUUUGAAACAAAAAAAUAAGUCCCACUCCCAUCAGGCCAUGUCCGUCGUGCUCGUGCAGUUGCAUUUUCGUGCAUCUUGUGACUUGUAUAUAUUGCUUCUUUGAGCCGUGAGGUACAUGGGAAUGGGACGACUCCACAUUCUCAAAAAACGGAUCAACCACCACUCCACCAGCAAAUGUGUUUAUUAGUCAAAUUAUUAAUUGUAAAUCAAAUAAAUGGGUUGGUUCAGUUCAUUUUUCAUAGAGGAUUUUGAUAUUCCAAUCGAUACAAUUUCCAAGGAUGGAAGUGUUGAAACACCUCCAAAACCUGUUGGCAUUGAUGGCAUCAAAGCAAUGUUAUCACAUGACCCAAUAGGAGGUCCUAGUCCUCAACUGACUAUUAUUAAGGAGGUGACAUUCAUGGGAGGUUUCUACGCAGCAUUGUUUGGCGGUGUAACUCAUGCUCAGGAUGCUUACAUUAGGUUUUUAAGGACAAAUCAGGCAACACCAUUUGAAAAUCCACACACAGCCAGGCGCUUGAUGUAUGAUCGGGUGAUGAUUGGGUUUUGCAAAGGUGCUUGGAUGCACAGCUGGCGAAUUAUGGUCUUCUCUUCCAGCUUCUUGUUCAUUAGCUGUGCCAUACCUGCCUACCGAGGAAAACACAGUAUCUUUGACUUAACAGCUGGAUCUGCGAUGGCUGGGAUGUUGUACAAGUUCAAGCACGGACCCAAGCCAAUGGUCGCAGGUGCCCUGUUGGGGGCUUUGCUGGGCACCCAAGCCUCCCUCCUUGCUGCUGGGCUGCUAUCAUUGGCAGGCCUGACGUUGGAUGACAUCUACGAUAUGAAGCGCCAGGCUACCAUACGUUCCCUGCAGGCGCGACAUCAGCGCAUAGAAAAGCUGCGCGAGGACAAACUGACGUCUCCAUCCGACAUUAAAUCCUGAUGAUAAGCUUAAUUUCCAGUGUUUUAAGUGGAUCCAACUACCAUGAAAGGUUCAAUAUUGGGUAACUCAUUCCUAAUAAAUGAAAGAGGAAAAAAGCUUUCUGGAAAGUUACUAUUUUUUUUUCUGGGAUGUCAAACCUCUGAUCUGUUAGUAGGAUGUUACAACGUUUGACUUGUUCAAAGUGUCUCUUGCAUUCUAGUUUCGUGGCUCUUUAAAAGUCAUUGAGAAUAAAACUUGCAAAGAGCAUCUUUGUUCAUCUUUGAUGGUGUAUUUGCGUUCGGCGAGCGUUUCCAAUGAUUGCUUGAAAAAAUUCAUGGGCAUCGUGAAAAUUGGCUCGACCCUGAGCUAGAUUCGAUAGCGACUCGAAAUCCAAGAAACCAAGCAUUUAAAUUUCGACUAUUACCAUACUCAUGAUAACUAAUGAAAACGUGAAAGAAAUGAGUGCAUUCCUGUGAUGUCAAGUUUUGAUUCCGUUACGGUUGAAGUCAAUGUACAUUUGUAAUUUACGGUUGGUAAUGUUAUUAAUCUUA